Molecule: messenger RNA, 1597 nt
Organism: Colossoma macropomum (tambaqui)
Lineage: Eukaryota; Metazoa; Chordata; Actinopteri; Characiformes; Serrasalmidae
Product: zinc finger protein 239-like
Exons: 2
Coding region: 238-1188 (316 amino acids)
Source: RefSeq, a predicted model, not a curated record
GAACAAGGCAGGAGCUCCGCUCUGGUCAGCAGUCCACGCCUCCGCGCUGCUACAGUGUUGUUGGAGGAGCCGAACAGGAGCUGCUCUCAUCGAGAAAUUAAUGACAUCCUGCUGCGAGUCUUCGGCUGCCCCAAAUGUCCACUUUCCUACAUCCACUAGCUCCACAAGCUCAUCAGGAGAUUCUAUCACAAGGAAUAUGUUAGACUGGUGAAACUAGACAAAAUUAAAUGUGAGAAUAUGGCGUCCAGAAGAAUCUCCAGUAUGAAGAAGACCUCCGCUGGUUCUCUCCACACUAGAACACCCCACAGACAGAUCCAGAAACAUGCAGAGAAGGAGAGAACACACCACUGCCUGGAGUGUGGGAAGAGUUUUACCCAGCAGGGCCACCUUAGAGAACAUCAGCGCAUUCACACUGGAGAGAAGCCGUAUCAGUGCUCAGUGUGUGGGAAGAGCUUCACUCAGCAGAGUCAUCUGAAGGGGCACCAGCACAUUCACACGGGAGACAAACCGUAUCGCUGCUCAAUGUGCACGAAAAGCUUUACUCGCCACAAUUAUUUACUCAUACACCAGCGCAUGCACACGGGAGAGAAGCCGUAUCAGUGCUCAGAGUGUGGGAAGAGUUUUAUUCGACUGAGUUACUUACAGACACACCAGCUCAACCACACAGGAGAGAUGCCCUAUCAGUGUUCAGACUGCGGAAAAGGUUUCAGUGAAAAGAGCAAUCUUAAAAAACACCUCCUCAUCCACACAGGAGAGAAGCCGUACUGCUGCUCAGAGUGUGGGAACAGGUUUCGAUACGGAGACACUCUCCGAAAACACCAACGCAUCCACACAGGAGAGAAGCCCUUUCAGUGCCCUGACUGUGGGAAGAGGUUUACUCAAAGGAGUCACUUGAGAACCCACCAGCACAUCCACACCGCAGAGAAGCCGUAUCAGUGCUCAGACUGUGGGAAGAUCUUCACCGUGAAGAGUUACCUCCAGCAACACCAGCGCAUCCACUCCGGAGAGAAACCGCAUCACUGCUCGGACUGCGGGAAGAGCUUCACUCUGAAGAGUCAGCUCCAAAGACACCAGCGCAUCCACACCGGAGAGAAACCCUAUUACUGCUCAGACUGUGGGCGGAGCUUCCGGCAUUUGAUUACUUUACAGCGUCACAAGUGCGUUAUGAAGGAGGAGGAAACGCAUUGAUUUACACAUUCAAGAAUACGCAAUAUUCAAUAACACAUUCAUUUGAUGAAUAUUUAUCUCCAAAGUGGAAACUUUACAGGAGACAGAAAAAACAUACUUUACUUUUAAUUAAGUUAAUGUAAUCAUACAUUUUCCAAGUAAUUUUGGGCUGUUUCUUUUGGUCUGCAUGAAAUGUACGCACAAAUCUGGGAUUUUUAAAUAAACAUUCAUCUUUUAGAAUUCCAAAAACUUUCAAAAUAAGAAAAUUUAUGACAUACAGCAAAGAAGAAAAGCUGAAGAUUCUGCAUUGUUUCUAGGCCUCUAUUUAAAUGUAAGCACAUUUAUGACAUCGACUAUGUUGGGACUUUCGGAUGAAAAGGUCAGAUUUUUUUUGUACCAAAUACUGAAAAAUUCUGAAAUUCACAUUAAA